Molecule: messenger RNA, 1074 nt
Organism: Fomitopsis serialis
Lineage: Eukaryota; Fungi; Basidiomycota; Agaricomycetes; Polyporales; Fomitopsidaceae
Exons: 6
Coding region: 1-1074 (357 amino acids)
Biological process (GO): protein phosphorylation
Molecular function (GO): ATP binding; protein kinase activity
Source: RefSeq, a predicted model, not a curated record
AUGACUAGCGUGCCCUCAGAAAUGGCGGAACCGCCGCCAACUCUUGACUUCCGUCAUGGCGGACUCAACGACCGUGAACGCGCAUGGCGCGAUCGACAACCCUGGCUUCAAGAGCGCGGGUACAUGCUCCGACCGCGCUAUAGACCGGACUGGAAACCAUCUUGGCUCGGCACAGACAAGUCCUUCAUAGGGUGUGAAGACGGACUAACUAUUCUCAGCGGCAACAUACUUGAUGCCACCAGGAUAUCGGACGGCACGUUAGUGAUGCUCAAGCAGGUGAACUCUCGUGUUCAUCCUCAUGAAGUGGAAAUCACACGGUUCCUAUCCUCUGAGCCCGUUGCCUCUGACCCGCGCAAUCAUUGUAUGCGUUUGGUGGACGUUCUUCCCGAUCCAAGCGAGCAGGAUGUCUCCAUUAUUGCAGUCGCUCUGUUCAAACAGCUCAUCGAGGGAUUGCAAUUCAUACAUGCACAGCAUGUCGCUCAUCGCGAUAUCACCAUUCUUAAUGUCAUGAUGGACGCAUCGGCAAUGUAUCCAAACAUGUGGCAUCCCCAGAUGCCUAUCUUCAACCGCGACUACUACUCCGGAUCCGUGAAGCACUACAGCCGGACCGAGAGGCCACCGAAGUACUACUACAUCGACUUCGGGCUCUCCCGCAAGUACAAUCCGGAAGAUGGGCCUCCUCGUGAGCUGCCUAUCCGCGGCGGAGACAAGAGCGUUCCCGAGUUCCAAGGUGAAGGAUACGACAAACCGUGGGACCCAUUCCGCACGGAUAUUUACUACCUGGGCAGUUUGAUCCGCGAGGCGUUCUUGGAGAAGUAUCGUAACGUGGAUUUCAUGCGGCCGCUUGUCGACGACAUGGUCCAGGACAACCCAGACAAGAGGCCAACCAUCGACGAGGUCGCCUCAAGAUCGGAACUGCUCUUCGGUCAGCUUUCAUCGUGGAAGCUACGAGCCAGGCUCGUGGAGAGAGAGGAGACGGCGUUCACGCGGACCACGCGUAACAUAUCGCACCUUUUCCACACGGCGCGACACAUCGUCAGACGUCUACCUGCUGUCCCAUUACCAUCGAAAUGA